Musa acuminata subsp. malaccensis (wild Malaysian banana) is the source of this 2153-nucleotide messenger RNA. Its product is annotated as BRCA1-associated RING domain protein 1. NCBI's taxonomy places the organism in Eukaryota, Viridiplantae, Streptophyta, Magnoliopsida, Zingiberales, Musaceae. Gene Ontology annotation, biological process: double-strand break repair via homologous recombination; positive regulation of transcription by RNA polymerase II; negative regulation of fatty acid biosynthetic process. Gene Ontology annotation, cellular component: BRCA1-A complex; plasma membrane; BRCA1-BARD1 complex. Gene Ontology annotation, molecular function: ubiquitin-protein transferase activity. The record is from RefSeq and is a predicted model, not a curated record.
CAGGGUAUAUGGUCCGAAGUCGGUCCUUUUCCUUCCAAAUCCCCCACCAUAGAGAGUUUUCGGUUCAUCCUCCUACAUCUCCAACCAGAUAUAUAGAUAGAUAGAUAGAGAGAGAGAGAGAGCAGAAUGGGGGAUUCAGAGGGUUUCAGGCGGUUCGUGAAUCCUUUGCUUCUCAAUCUUCAGAAGAUGGAGUUGGAGUUGACGUGCGCCAUUUGUUUGAAAUUGCUCAAAAUUCCGAUGUUAUUGCCAUGUAAUCAUAUGUAUUGCAGAGCCUGUAUUGCUACUUCGGUGACAAAUGCAUAUGAUUGUGCCAUCUGUAAAGCAGCAUUUCGUGAACAAGAAUUAAGAUCUGCCGUUCACAUUGAGGCAAUUGUUAGUAUCUGCAAAAAUAUGAAUUCUAGCGUCAAUGCUGCUCUCAAACAAGGCCCACAAGUUGAUAUUUCUGACAUAAAGAUGCAUUCAGAUGGAAGUCCAGAUUCAGGCUAUAACAACAUGAAUCUGAAGUUUGAAGAGGAAGUGUUACAUGUGGAUGAGAAAAGGUCUGGUCAUGUGAAGUCACGAACAAGAUUAUUUGGUACAGUGAGUACUGGAAAAUUCAACCAUAAAGGGGAAACUCAUGAACACAAAAAGGAUGCAAGUAAAAAGGUUAGACAAGAAGCUGGAGUCAAUAAAUUUCUUACAGAAAGGCAUCCAUGUAGUCCUCAGUCAUCAGGCUACCAGAAGGAUUCAGAUUAUGACAGCAAUGAUGCUAGAAGUGAACCAACAACUGAAAGAUUGUCCCCUAAAGUUUUGUCCAAGAGGGGUCCGGACAGUGGAGCUUGCCAAAUAGAAGAUGACUGUAUUAUUGAAUCGAAGAAGCAGAAGUUAGAUAAAGUUAAUGAAGAGCUGGUGGAUUGUGCAUUUUGCCAUACCUCAGGAGCCACAGAGGCAGUUGGACCAAUGUUACACUAUCUUGAUGGUGAGCAAAUGACAGAUGACCAAGCUUUGCAGGCUAAUGUCUUACAUGUCCAUCAAAGAUGCAUAGAAUGGGCACCACAAGUUUAUUUUGUUGGUGAGACUGCUAUGAAUUUGGAGGCAGAACUAGCACGUGCGUCAAAGAUCAAAUGCAGCCACUGUGGUUUGAAAGGGGCAGCACUUGGUUGUUACACAAAGAGCUGCAGAAGAAGUUAUCAUGUCCCUUGUGCCAAUGACAUCUCAGGGUGCAGAUGGGAUUAUGAGAAAUUUCUGUUGCUUUGCCCAGUCCAUUCUUCAAAUAAGUUACCAUGUGAUAGAUCAAGUAGCAAGAAGAAGCAAUCAACCAAUAACACACCAUGUCAUUCCAGUCCACGGAUGGAUCAGACCUCAUCCAUGAAACAUCCUGGAGAUGCUUGGACUGCAUCACCUUGCGAGACAAGAGAAUGGAUGUUGUGUGGAUCUGCCCUGUCCAGGGAGGAUAAGGAUGUGCUGGAAGACUUUGUCAGCUUAACUGGGGUAACUGCAACCAGUCUUUGGAACUCGAGCAUCACGCAUGUAAUUGCUGCCACAGAUGAGCAUGGUGCUUGCAGUAGAACGCUUAAAGUUCUAAUGGCCAUCCUAGCUGGAAAAUGGGUUCUACGUGUAGAUUGGCUUAAAGCUUGCAUGGAGGCUGGUCAUCCAGUAUCAGAGGAACCUUACGAGAUCAGUCAUGACAUUCAUGGAUCCUUCGAUGGACCAAGAAAUGGACGAAUGAGAGCCAUGCAAAAGGCGCCAAAAUUGUUUGCUGAGUUAACCUUUUAUUUCAAUGGUUAUUUUAUGCCAAAUUACAAGAAAUAUCUGGAAAAUCUGAUUCUUGCCGCUGGUGGGAGAUUUUUGGAGAAGAGUGAAGUGGUUCCAAUGACGUUCAUCGUCUAUAGUGUGGAGCCCCCGCAAGGAAGCGAUUCAAAUGACCUCAACGAAGUCAUAAGGAAGAGGAAAGAAGAUGCUGAGGCUUUUGCAGUUAAGACAUGCUCUCGGGUAAUAGCCCACACUUGGCUUUUGGAUGCAAUAGCUGCUUGCAAUCUGCCACGAAACAUCUAACUGCUUUCGAGUUAUCUCCUAUGAUUGUUGGUGUGCUUUGAAUUUGUUGUUUGUAUCCAUGCAUGUGAUUUAUUGUUAUGCCACUACUAAUUUAUCCAUGUGUUGAUUCUAGCUAACUU